Molecule: messenger RNA, 720 nt
Organism: Zerene cesonia (dogface butterfly)
Lineage: Eukaryota; Metazoa; Arthropoda; Insecta; Lepidoptera; Pieridae
Product: chorion class CB protein PC404-like
Exons: 2
Coding region: 1-720 (239 amino acids)
Biological process (GO): multicellular organism development; chorion-containing eggshell formation
Cellular component (GO): egg chorion
Molecular function (GO): structural constituent of egg chorion
Source: RefSeq, a predicted model, not a curated record
AUGUAUCUGGGUAUCUGGGCACGACAAAACCAAGCCGUGAACUCGGGCCAUUUUCGGGAGAUGAUCGCCGGUCAAAGUAUAGGCAGUGUUUAUAACAUUGCCAGCCUUGGCAACGCUCUAGCUUGCAAUAACGCAGUUGCCAAUACCGCAGCAGCUGCAGAAGCGGCUGCCAUAAAUGCCAAUGCCAUGGCCUACGCGCCAUAUGCUGGUUAUGGUUAUCCAUCAAAUAUGUACCAAAACGCAUUUGCCAACCCCUUGGCAUAUACACCUGCCAGUCCUAUUCCAUUUGAAGCCGAAUUACCGAUCGUCACUGGCAUUCCCGGAAUCACGUAUGGUUUAUCGCUAGCCGAUUUAGCGGCAUCACGAGGCGGUGGCUUACGAGUCAUGACGUCAUCUCCUAUCUCGCCCACUGGCAUCACCGUACAGUCAGAUAACAUGGCAGUGGAAGGUCCAUUAUCUGUUACCGGCCAACUGCCAUUCCUCGGUGUGGUUUCUGUGGAAGGCCCGUUGGCAGCAAUGGGAGCUGGUGCAGUUGCUUAUGGAUGUGGUAAUGGCAAUGUUGGCAUGGUAAGCGAAGGUAUAAACGAACCUAUGGUUGCCAACCCUGCGACACUUGCCAACUCUGCAGCGCUUGCCAAUGCUGCGUAUGCGAAUGGAUACGGAAAUCCAGCUCUCGGUUUAGCACCAAGUCUAGGCUGUAAUGGAUUACCCGUUUAUUAG